AAUAAAAUAGGGAACAGCGAAUGAAACUAAAUAGUAGUCCAUGAAUGUUGAAUAGUCCAACAAAACAAUAGAUUCUUCUUUAUGAGGAAUAUUCAUUAAAAUUAAAGGUUAUAUCGCGGCGUGACAACUGUCAAAUUAUGAUGAGUGCUGCUAACCGAUGCUCCAUUAUUCGUGGCUGCCCGCAGUACAUUCCCUUUUAGGUGCCUUUUUCCUGCGCUUGGCUACCCAACCAGUUCAUAAAAACAAUCUAUUUUUUGAUCUCGUGCCCAAGAGUAAUACCAUGAAAAUUUAAGUCAUGGCCAGCGGCGGUGUCCUCUCCUCUUUUCGCUGCUUCCUAUUGGCUGGAAGAAUGACCACGUGACUCAAUUAUCCUGGGACGAGCUUCUGCGGUUGGCUAGUGCUGGCUGCGGUUGCCCGGCGGUCAGGCUAUAAGCUGGGCAUUUGUGAACGACCACAACAGUGGCAACUUUGCGGCCGCAGUUAUGGCUGUGUCUGUGUGUGUGGCUUCCAGUGACUCUCAGCGGGCCAGGUUCCUGCAGAACAUGGAAUCUACAGGAAUGGGAACGGUAACUUCCAGUGCUGUUGGAAACCCACAAAAGCAGUACUUUGCAUUAGAGGAUGUAGUUAACAGGACAUUUUUCAACAAUCAUAUCUCCAAGACUGAGAAACGUAGCUUUAAUGAUUAUGAUAAAACUAAAGACAAUCGAAACUUAUCUCUUGAACAGAACAUCCAAGAUUCAAAUUCAUACUCGGAAGAACUAAGCCAAGAUGUACUGAAUUCGAUGCCGGAAACUCAAAACACGCAUAACGUAAAUGACUCUAGAAUUUUUUCUAGUAUAUAUUGCCAAGGUAGUCCGCCCGCAGCGAAUCUGUAUUUUUUCAGCGAGCUCUCUCCUUAUACUUUUGAAUCUUCAUUUCACAUCAGCCAAAAUUUAGCCCAGUCACUAGGAAGUCCAGGACUGCCAUCACUGUUCAGUCCAAGCACCAGAUCUUCGCUUAGUCCGUGUUCGUCUAAUGGCUCACUGUCUCCUCCUCCUCCUCUGGGCUCGUCUUCUUGGUGUUUUGAAACUUCAGAAGAAACUCAUCUAUCUCGAACAGACCCAAUCAACUCCGCUGGAAAGCAUCUACCGAAACCCAAAAACCAUAACCGCAACUCCAUCGUUGAAACAGAAACGAAAAAAAUUGCACCCAAGUUGAAAUUUUAUGGCACUGGAGCUCUUUGCUCCUCAUUAUCUUCGUCUGUAGCGUACAAGAGGCAAGGGAACAAACUAAGCAGCCGCGAAGUUUUGAAGAAACGUCGUUUGGCCGCCAACGCCCGCGAAAGAAGGAGAAUGACUGGCCUUAACGAAGCCUUUGACAGACUGAGGGAAGUGGUGCCGGCCCUCACUGGAGACCAGAAGCUGUCCAAGUUUGAGACUCUUCAGAUGGCACAGACGUACAUCAACGCUCUCUUCGAUCUGCUGCACUAGAAGCAAAGACGUUAUUCUGCUGGGCAUAUGAGUCCUGAUUCUCAAAUAAUCUGAUCAAAGCUUCUUGAAAAUUCUGCAGUUCUAAGCUGCGGAAACGGCCUUCACUGUCCAAGAAACGUGGAUUGACUUGUUUCCAAUAAACAAUCACUACUCGU
Hyalella azteca is the source of this 1624-nucleotide messenger RNA. Its product is annotated as neurogenic differentiation factor 2-like. NCBI's taxonomy places the organism in Eukaryota, Metazoa, Arthropoda, Malacostraca, Amphipoda, Hyalellidae. The transcript has 2 exons. Bases 483 to 1469 code for a protein of 328 amino acids. The record is from RefSeq and is a predicted model, not a curated record. Gene Ontology annotation, molecular function: protein dimerization activity.